Molecule: messenger RNA, 3594 nt
Organism: Candida albicans SC5314
Lineage: Eukaryota; Fungi; Ascomycota; Pichiomycetes; Serinales; Debaryomycetaceae
Gene: SLK19
Product: Slk19p
Exons: 1
Coding region: 1-3594 (1197 amino acids)
Source: RefSeq, a predicted model, not a curated record
AUGUCCGAAACAAAAGAAGCUCCCAAACCAACCAAGCAAGAAUCCCAAGGCAUAUUGAAGAAAUUGACCAGUGGAGAUACUUGGGUAUCUCCAUUUAGAUCACAAGCUUCUGAAGAGGACCCUAAAAAGAAAAUCAAUUUGUACAAGCAAUUCAAAGAAUCAAACAAAAUUGAACAUAUUAAAGUUCCUGUUAAGUUUUCUUACCACCCAACUUUAGAAGCCGAAGCCAAAAAGAAGAAGGCAGCUGAGGCUGAAGCAAAAAAGGCCAAAGAAACCAAAGCAACAGUUACAAGCACUGAAGCCAAGGAUGCCAAAGAAGAAACAGAAACAAAGGCCGAAAAAGUUGAGGAAAAACUCGAGACUGAUGCUAAAGAGCCAUUGAUUGAAGAUGAGACCAAGGAAGAAGCAAAAGUUGAUACUGAAGCCAAGGAACCAUUGAUUGAAGACGAAGACAAACAAGAACCGGCCAACGAAGCCGAGGAAAAAGAAGCUGAACUUGAAGACAAGGCCGAAGAAAAGCUUGUCACAGAUCAACCAAAAGACGAAGAAAUAGAAGUUGCUGAACCUAAAGAAGUCUCAGCUGCAUCCGAGGUAGAAGAACAAAAACUUGAAAAAGAUGCUGCUGAACCAGAAAUUCAAGAUGGAGAAGCACUCAAAGGCGAUGACAACAUUGAAAAACAAAUCAAAGAAAACCCAAUUGAACUAGUUGAUCAGCCAUCUCAGUUCAAGUAUGAACCAGUUGAAUUGCCAAAUAAGGAAACUUUAGAUAAAUUGCAAGAUAAGCCUGUAUUAUUGAAACAUUAUCAAGAAUUGAAUGCUAUUGGCGUUGGAUCUAUUGCCAACAGAAUCGAGGAUCCAAACAAGGUUAUUGAAUUGGGUUCAGGAUUAAGAAUGACCCAACAACAAUUGUUGGAUAUUGCUGCUAAAAGAGUUGCCCCAGUCAUUACUAACAUCAAUGACGAAGUUUCCAAAACAAGACAAGAAGAUGAAAUCAAAAGACAACAGGGGUUGGACAACAAGGUCAAGAAGCAUGAAAGUAAAUUGCAAUCCGAUUUUGAAAAGUAUCUUGGUAAAAUUGGUAAGAAAAAGGACAAAUUCAAUAAAGAAAUUGAAGAAAAGUUGGCUAAUUUCGAAACUAUGAUUAAGAAAUCAAACAACACUGCCAUUGAGUUUGAAAAAACUACCAAAGGUGAAAUUGAAACUGCCAAUAAGGAAUACGAAGAACGUGAAGCCAAAGCAGUAGAACAACAUGCUACUGACAAGGAAACUAUUGAGAAAAACCACGAAGAAUUGUUAGCUACAAAGAAGCAAGAAUUGGAAGAUGCUAAAACUGGUCAAGAAACUGCUACUCAAGAAAUUGAGGAAUUGAAAGACAAGAAAACUGAAUUAGAUGACAAAAACUCUGAAUUGGCUGACAAAAUUGAGCAAUUGACUGCCCAAUUGAAUACUGAACUUGCCAAGUUAGAUGACUUGAAGGCUAACCACAAGGAACACCAAGAUUCUAUUGAUGCCAACUUGACCAAGAAGAAAGAAUUAGAUGAUAACUUGACAAUCAUCCGUAAAGAUCUUUCUGAUAAAAAGGAGAAGCACAAAGGUUUACUGGCAGAAGUUGGUGUUUUGGCUGGCUCUGCUGCUGCUUAUGCUGCUCGAUUAACCAGCUUGCACUCCGACAAAGAGGACAGAGCCAAGAGACUUGCUGAAGCCAAGGAUAAACACGCUUCUUGGUUGAAAGAGAAGCGGGAAUUGGCAGAACAAACUGCAAGAGAUCAUGAACGUAAGAGGUUAGAAGCAACUCAUGAAUACGAGACUCAAAAACACCUUGAAGAAUUAGAAAGACAAAAACAGAAAGAAGAACUCGAAAGAAAAGAAAAAGAAGAGGCCGAAGAAAGAGAAAGACAAGCCAAGAUUGAAGCUGAAGAGCGUGAAAGAAAGGAAAAAGAGGAAGCUGAAGAGAAGGCUAGACUUGAAAAAGAACAAGCAGAAAAGGAAGCCAAAGAGAAAGAGUUGAAAGAACAACAAGAAAAAGAAGAAGCUCAGAAGAAAAAAAAUGAUGUCGAGUACCAAGUCUCGCAAGCAAUCUUGUCGAGAGAGACCGACCAAAAGAAGUUUGAAGAGGAGAGGGCCGAAAGUGAACGUAUUUACAAUGAACGUAAGGCCAAGGAAAAGGAAGAAACCGAUAGAUUGUUGAAAGAAAUUGAAGACUUGAAAGCUGAAAAGGAGAAAGCUGCCGAGUUAGAAAGAGAAGAAGCAGAAAAAGUUGCACAAGCUAAAUUGGCACAAAUUGAAAAGUUGAAACAAGAACACGAAGCUAAAACCAAAUUGUUCAACGAUAAAUUGGAAUUUGAAAACUUACAAAAACAAAGAUUAGAGGAGGAAGUUGCCAAUUUGAAAAAGAUUAGGGAAUUGAGAGAAGAAAAGGCAAGAUUAGCCAGCGAACAAUACAAAGACCCAGAAUUGGAAAGAGUCAAGAAAUUGAUUCAAGAAAGAGAAUUGGAGGUGGACAAAUUAACCAAAGUGAUUGAGUUUGAAAAACCAGAACAGACAUCAUCUGAAGGUGGUCAUUUUUUAGGAAUUAGCAAUGAUAGUAAGUCUGGAGCCAUUCCUGUUAUUAAAUCUAAGGAUGUUGUUGUUGGCAACAAUGAAAAUUCUCAUUCAAAGAGUGUAAACACUGGCAAUGAAGCUAAAACAGAAAAUGAAAGUGAUGAUAAGAAGAAAGAUCAUCAUUAUGGAGGAGCAGCUUUAGGAAUCGCAGGAGGUAUUUUAGCAGCUGCCGGAGCCGGAGCCUUGGCAGCCGGUAGUGCUGGAAAGAAUGCUGUUUCAGGUAUUGCUAGUGGUGUUUCAAAUGCUGUUCCAUCUGGUAAUAAAGAUGUGCAAUUACCAAGUAAUGGUAGUGGCACUCAAGGUAAUACUACUACUUCUGCACCAGGUCAAAGUCAAUCUCUGUCUCCCCUUGCAACUACUACUGAACCAAGUGGUUCUGCUGCAAGUAUUCCUACUUCAAGCAAUACCAGCACAAUUUCUUCUAAAAAAAAUGCUGCAAGUGUUACCCCUACUCCAGUUGAAGCGCAACGAACCAAUAGUCUUAGUGACAAAUUUAAAGGUUGGGGCAGAAAGUUAAGCAAGAAGGAUAAAUCCAAAGACGUUAACUCUGCAGCAGGAGAAACCACUGCGGAAACUGGUGUUAUAGCUAAGGAUGACGAUAAACCAGUUGGUGGAAUCACAGCUUUGGAUGCAGAGAAAAACACUGUUGUUGCUAGAGAUGCUAAACCAAUUGGAGGAGUCACAGCUUUAGAUGCGGAAAAGAAUACUGUCGUUGCCAGAGAUACAAAGCCAAUUGGCGGUAUUAAUGCCAAUGAUAUUGAAGAAAAACCCAGUGUUGGCAUUUUUGUUUCCAAGAAUGUUUCUAGUAACAAAACUUCUACUGAUGCUGAUGAUGAAUCUUUUGAAAUUCAAUCUGUUUACGAAGUUGUCUCAGAUAGUGAAUAUGAAGCUAAUAAGCACAAUCCAAAUUAUUUUGAAGUUAGUCCAGAAGAGUUUGAGAAACACAAGAAUUUGGAAAAUAAGGUGGUCCUUAUUGAGAAAAUCUCCGAAUAG